Penicillium maclennaniae is the source of this 2169-nucleotide messenger RNA. RefSeq lists its product as uncharacterized. Bases 1 to 2169 code for a protein of 722 amino acids. NCBI's taxonomy places the organism in Eukaryota, Fungi, Ascomycota, Eurotiomycetes, Eurotiales, Aspergillaceae. The record is from RefSeq and is a predicted model, not a curated record. The transcript is spliced from 2 exons.
AUGAAUACAUCAGAGCCAACAUGUCAAGAAAGAAUUCAUUAUCCCGUUUACAACCCAGGCGAUCCUCGUCACAACCCUUCAAGGCGUCGUCACGACUCCCAGAAUUCAUCAGCAGACUCCCAGAAGCAAGCACGUUGGGUUCAAGACCUCCAGAGACGCUCCAUUCACAAGGUCCGAUCGGGAUUGCUGUCUUUACGAGAGGGACUACUCCGCCUGUCGAGUUGGCAUGAUGGUGAUAUUGAUGAUACUGGUUCUAGGCUUGUGCCUCUGCAAAGUCAUGACACAGAAGGCAGGAAUCGAGCUUAUGGGGUUUCAGGUAUCUCCGAUGCCAGCACCCAAGAGGAUAUGAACUUUGGAGUUGGUAUGUACCGCAUGAACUCUCCCUGGCCCACACAUUACUGUGGGCCAGGUUCCAACAGAUCGACUCAUGUCGCCUCCUCACUGGGAUUACCGAAUGUGUCUGUACCAGACCUUCGGGUGAGCAGUGGACCGCUCCAUCCAGAUUCCCUAUCAUUACGCCAUGUGAGCCUCACAUCCAACGACCCGCCUCCGUACUCCGCAAGCUACGAGAGACCAUUUGCCGAUGGUGAUGCAGACGUGCGAACGGAUCAGGAGAGGCCGUUCGUGGACACAGAACAAAGUUUUGAUGGAGUUUCCAGUGAAAUUAUGGAUCAAUCUGACGGGUCUAGUUGGGAAACAAUUUCAUCUGGUGAGGCAAGCGCUAGUUCAAUGAAUGGAGAUGUCUCUGGGGCUCGUGCAUCGGGUGGAAACAGCACACCUGCAGAACGGCCUCAAGCAGCAGUGACCCCUCCAGAAAUACCAGCAAAUGCGGAACGAUCUAAGACUGACAGUCCAGAUCUGUCUCGCAAGGGAACCAGGUCGGACGAUUCUUUGAUGAUUGAAGAUACCAUGGAUAGCUCCACGAGGUCGUUUAAACCUCCAGAUCCGGGUGCGCCAAGUAGUUUCGGUCCAAGCAAAUUUGAUCACCCACUGGCCAAGAUAAGAGAGUCGGAAGCUUUGGUAACACAGGAGCACUUGAGUGUUGACCGGAGAAAAAGUGAGGAGGCUACCGCGUCUGCCAUUGCUAUGUCAAGGAAGUGCUCUGCGAACGUUGUAAAGAUUGCUUUCCCUGGUGUAUACCACGCCUUACUCGAGCAGUGGACGAGAGAGACCCGUAAUCUCAUGAAGAACAGUGCUGGGAUUGAAGGUAUUUCAACCUCUUCUCACAUCCCCGACUCAGCGGCAGAGCAGGAUCAGCAAGAUCUGGAUUACCACGAGUUGCCCUGGAGCUGUGAGAACCGCGCUCACGGACUACCGUCCAAUACAUCUACCAGCCAUAGAACUUGGGAUCUUAGUGAGGCUUUCUCAUCCGGGGAACAAAAUUUGGCAACCAUCGAGGAUAUCUGGGUUCACGCAGGACUCUCUUCGCGCUUGAGAACUUCCAGACCUGCCAGAACUGCCAACUUGACCCGAAGUUCAUCAACAGCCCACGCUCAUCCACCUGCAGAGAUGCCAGAACUUGAUACACGUCAUUCUUUCGGCCUUCAUAUUGCCCAGAGAAGCGAACCCGGCAAGAAGACCCCGUCUGAUGACCAAGGCCAUCAAGACGACCCACAUCAAUCCUUGAAUCAACAACCUUCACAGCAAGCAUCCCAACAGGCUUCCAUCGGUGAGCCAUAUACAUCUCUUCCUGCACUUGUCUCAAGUGGCCCUCUGGGGUCUCCUUUUGAUCAAUCGGAAUGCUCGUCAGUGUGGACCAUGGGCAGCUCUCUCUCUCCAGGUGCCACAUCCGGAACAUGCAUCUCCGCCUCUCCAUGGUCACCGAUGGAUUCUCCUAUCGACGAGGAGGUUCUCCUCUCGAACAACAUUUGGCGCGAUGAAUAUUACAUGGCUGAUGGCAAGACGAGCAACUACUACCAUGGUCGAGGUGACCAGCCUACCAAAAGAAUAUGGAGGCAGCGUCUCACGGAUGACGGCAGCAUACACAGUGGACCUGGGUUGGACCGCACUCCCUCCAGCAGACUCCAUGUGUCCGAGCUGAUGGCCCCAAUGGCUCUCCCGCAACCCUGUGCAUCACUGCCGGACCGGCCAUGCCUCGAAAGGGGCGGCACAGACCAGCCACAGGAGAACUCAUCUGAACAUCAGGCACAGACACGUCACCUUGAAUGA